ACACACAACUCUUUUAAUUGCAAAAGUCAAGUUCCCUUAGUUCCUCACUCUAUGGAGUACUAAGUUUUUCUUUUCUUUUUUCCUCAAGAAUCUAUGAGAUUCUAGCCGAUAACCUAUCUUAUUUUUAAGGUUAUCAAUUUUAGACUUCACUUAUUAUAAUUAUGGCGGUUAAAUGUGGAUCAUCGCCGAUGCAUGCCACCUCUAGCGGAUUACUACAAGGAGAUAAUCCGCUGCAUUAUUCACUCCCUUUGGUGAUUGUACAAAUAUGUUUGGUGCUUGUACUCACUCGAGUCCUCGCCUAUAUUCUCCGUCCACUAAGACAACCGCGUGUUGUUGCUGAGAUUAUUGGAGGUAUUUUACUAGGUCCAUCUGCGCUCGGACGCAACAAAAAUUAUCUAAACGCGAUAUUUCCACCAAAUAGCCUCCCAGUGUUGGACACGUUGGCUAACCUUGGCCUUCUAUUCUUUCUUUUUCUCGUUGGGACUGAGUUAGACCCAAGAUCUCUUCGUCGAACCGGAAAGAAAGCUCUAUGUAUUGCCCUUGCUGGAAUUACUCUCCCUUUUGUUUUAGGAAUUGGGACAUCUUUUGCUCUUCGAUCCACAAUUGCCCAAGGGGUUAAUCAAGCCCCUUUUCUAGUCUUUAUGGGAGUUGCCCUUUCUAUCACUGCCUUCCCUGUCUUAGCUCGUAUUUUAGCUGAACUCAAGCUAUUAACAACUGAUGUUGGUCGAAUGGCUAUGUCGGCCGCGGCGGUUAAUGACGUGGCAGCAUGGAUUCUACUAGCUCUUGCUAUUUCACUUUCAGGUUCGGGGUCUCCUAUUGUUUCUUUGUGGGUCCUGUUGAGUGGGACAGGUUUUAUCCUUCUUUGCAUAUUGAUUGCACCUAGAAUAUUCAAUUGGAUGGCAAGGCAAUGUCCUGAGGGAGAGCCGGUGAAUGAGUUGUAUGUGUGUGCUACAUUGGCGAUUGUUUUGGCAGCGGGAUUUGUCACUGAUGCUAUUGGAAUUCAUGCUUUAUUUGGGGCUUUUGUGGUUGGUGUUCUUGUACCAAAAGAAGGGCCAUUUGCAGGUGCUUUAGUGGAAAAAGUGGAGGAUUUGGUCUCAGGGUUAUUCCUACCAUUAUACUUUGUGUCUAGUGGAUUGAAAACAAAUGUAGCUACUAUUCAAGGUGCUCAAUCUUGGGGUCUUCUUGUUCUAGUUAUAACUACGUCUUGCUUUGGGAAAAUUGUUGGUACUGUUUGUGUAUCUCUCAUGUGCAAGUUAUCUGUUCAAGAAUCGUUAGCACUUGGUUUCUUGAUGAAUACUAAAGGACUAGUGGAACUCAUUGUCCUUAACAUUGGCAAAGAUAAAGGGGUAUUGAACGAUCAAAUAUUUGCCAUUAUGGUGUUGAUGGCACUCUUCACAACAUUCAUGACAACACCGCUAGUUAUAGCGACCUACAAGCCAGCCAAAAUGGCCGUAACAGAGUACAAGCACAGAACAAUGAUGAGGAAAGACUCAAGCAAGCAACUUCGAAUCUUGACAUGUUUCCACGGCACAAGAAACAUUCCCACACUCAUAAAUCUCAUCGAAGCCACUCGAGGAACAGAGAAAAAAGAAGGACUCCGCGUCUACGCAAUGCACCUCUUGGAGCUCACCGAAAGACCCUCAGCAAUUCUAAUGGUCCACAAGGCCCGAAAAAACGGACUCCCCUUAUGGAAUAAAGAGAAAACAGGCGAAUCAAACCAAGUGAUUGUCGCAUUUGAGACAUUCGGACAACUCAGCAAGGUGUCUAUAAGACCAACCACAGCAAUCUCCCCCAUGUCCAGUAUGCACGAAGACAUAAUUGCUAGCGCGGAAAGAAAAAGAGUUUCGAUGAUAAUUGUACCAUUCCACAAACAUCAGAGACUCGAUGGACAUUUCGAAACAACUCGUGCUGAUCUCAGAAACGUGAAUCGAAGAGUCCUCGAACACGCACCGUGUUCAGUUGGAAUAAUAAUUGAUCGAGGACUCGGUGGGGCAUCUCAUGUGUCCGCUAGCGAAGUUAACUAUACAGUCCUAGUUUUAUUUUUCGGGGGCCAUGAUGACCGCGAAGCACUUGCCUACGGCAUGCGCAUCGCAGAGCACCCUGGCAUUACAUUAAACGUAGUCCGUUUCAUAAUUGAUCCGGCAGUUAUUGGAGCGAGUGUCCACGUGGACAUCGCUCAGAAUUCCGGUCCUGUACCGGAGUCAUCACAAGAGGACGAUAUUUUUCUUUCUGAUCUGAAACAGAAAUCAAGCGGUGACAGUUGUAUUGUUUUCCAAGAGAGUAUUGUAAAGGAUGUAAGAGAAACUAUAGAAGUUAUUCGCGGAUUUAAAAAGUGUAAUUUGUUUAUAGUUGGGAGGAUGUCUGAGGGACAACUGGUUUCAGCAUUUGAUUCAAGAAGUCAUGAUUGUCCAGAAUUGGGGCCGUUGGGGAAUUUGCUGAUUUCCGGUGAAAUUUCAACAUCGGCAUCAGUGUUAGUUGUGCAGCAAUAUCGAAGCGAAUUACCUCAAGAAUCACUAAGGUCUUUGAGGGUUGGAGAUUCAUCAAGAGUUGAGUCAUCAAGGAUUGGGCAUUCAGCAAGAGUUGGACAUUCAACAAAAGGAAAUGAUGGUGAUGAAGAAGUAACUGAAAUUUAA
This is a messenger RNA of Solanum verrucosum, 2633 nucleotides long. RefSeq names its product cation/H(+) antiporter 18-like. Gene Ontology annotation, molecular function: antiporter activity. Lineage: Eukaryota; Viridiplantae; Streptophyta; Magnoliopsida; Solanales; Solanaceae. The record is from RefSeq and is a predicted model, not a curated record. The transcript is spliced from 4 exons. Gene Ontology annotation, biological process: proton transmembrane transport; regulation of pH. Gene Ontology annotation, cellular component: membrane; endomembrane system. The coding region runs from base 162 to 2633 and encodes 823 amino acids.